AUGGCCGAGACCGCCGCCUCGCCCGUCCAGAAGCCCAAGCAUGCGCCGCUGAAGGACGAGCACGAGGUCCUCGCCACGGCUCUCGAGCACCUCGUCGGCGACACCGAGGCCACUGCGGCCCAGAUCCUGCGGCUCAAUGCCGACCACUCGGCCAUCACGCCGGGCAUCGCGUCCAAGAAGCAGCACGCCCACUGGUGGAAGCGCUUCUUCCCGGACGGCUUCCAGGACCGCCUCGACGAGCUCUUUGUCGACUACGGCAUGGGCAACUACGUGGCGGUGCGAGGGCAGAAGGACGCCAAGAUCUUCGAGAGCAUGCCCAUCUACGUGCGGAUCGGCAUGCACCUGCUCUUCUACAAGAGCCGCGAGGCGUCGUUCCUGCGGUACGAGUCGGUCGAGGACCUGCUCAAGACCGUCUCGGUGCGCCAGGGCAAGGUCUACGACGACUCGUCCGACCCGCAGGCGGUGCUGGCCCACAUUGCCAGCUUUGUUCAGACCUACAACAUCGACCUCGGCGAGCUGCUCGAGCAGGACCUCGCGCGCUACCCGAGCUUCAACAGCUUCUUCUUCCGCCGCCUCAAGCCGGGAGCGAGGCCCCAGGCCGAGCCCGCCAACGCCGCCGUCGUCGCGUCGUGCGCCGACUGCAGGCUGACGGUGUUUGACAACGUCGCCCAGUCGCAGCAGUUUUGGAUCAAGGGCCAGGCGUUUGCGCUCAACCGCCUGGUCGGCGACACCAACCUCGCCGAUCGCUGCUUCCCCCCGGGCAGCUCACUUGCCAUCUUCCGCCUGGCCCCCGCCGACUACCACCGCUACCACCACCCGGUCGGGCCGGUCGUCUGCGGUCCGACCCGCCACUGCGCGGGCGAGUACUAUACGGUCAAUCCGCAAGCCGUCAAUGCAGACUUUGACGUCUUUACCUGCAACCGGCGCGACGUGCUGCUGCUCGACUGGUCGCCGAAGCCGGAGGGCGAGCGUUACACGGUGGCCUUUGUGGCCAUCGGCGCGAUGCUCGUGGGCUCGAUUGGCUGGGUCAACUCGACCCAGGGCAGCUCGGCGGAGCGCGGCGACGAGCUCGGCUACUUUGCCUAUGGAGGAUCGACGGUGAUCGCCGUCUUCCCGCCCUCGGCCAAGGUGCAGUGGGACCGCGACCUCCUCGACAACUCGACGGCCGGGCUCGAGACGAUUGUGCGCGUCGGCGACCGCAUCGGCGUGUCGACGGCCUGA
Pseudozyma flocculosa PF-1 is the source of this 1221-nucleotide messenger RNA. RefSeq lists its product as uncharacterized. Gene Ontology annotation, molecular function: phosphatidylserine decarboxylase activity. The transcript is spliced from 3 exons. The coding region runs from base 1 to 1221 and encodes 406 amino acids. The record is from RefSeq and is a predicted model, not a curated record. NCBI's taxonomy places the organism in Eukaryota, Fungi, Basidiomycota, Ustilaginomycetes, Ustilaginales, Ustilaginaceae. Gene Ontology annotation, biological process: phospholipid biosynthetic process.